CAGGACACCUAUCGUCCAGCUAAAUUGUCGAGUCCAUUUGGGCGGAGGCUCCUGGGGGUCUAUUUCUCCCCUCUGCUCUGCCACACAGUCCAAACACCUGUCUCUUCCUCUCAUAUGUAAGGAGCACCACUGUUCUGAGGGACACACGCUGGUCGGCUGUCACCCAAGUGAAGAACAAAGUCAGUUAAGGACCACGAAAGGAAACGCACACACAAAAAAACAAUUGAAGCUGAAGAAACAAAAAAAUCAAGAAGACAUACUGAAAUAGAGUGAUAUUCAGUGAUUGCAGUAUUAAUAAUUACCAGUGAAGGAAGAACAAUCAUUAUGGUCACCUAAAAUAUAUUCAUUAGAAUGCAUAUAUGAAAUUCUGAAGGAAAGUUGCGUAACAAGCAAAUGUAAUGAACUGAAGAUUUUGUAAUGAUACGGCACUUAUGUCUGUAAGGUGACAAUGAAACGCAUACAACAGGUCACAUCAUGGAUCUGAAGUGUCCAUCGAAGGGUGUGAGAGGGAGACAGGGAGAGAACUAGACAGGACUGAACAGGAGGGUUAGGGGUAAGGCCUGUUUAUCACCCCUUCUCUUUAGCUGUCGUGUGAGAGUGCCAAGUCAAAGGCUACACUAGUCAGCAGCGACGAAGGGGAUUCCAACCAAUACCCAGACCAAGAAGUGUUUCUCGAAGGGUAUGUGAAAAAUGGUGUAAAUCCAAUGAAGUUAAAAAUAAACAUUACGGUUGUAUUAAAUGCUUGAAGAAAAGAAUUACAUUAGCUCUGUAACUUAUAUGAAUGCUUGAACACUUCCCACUCAUGCAUAGAAAAUGGACUAAAAUAAGAGCUGUACUUCAGUCGAAACAGUAAUUUUAAAUGCGUGAAGAAGAAAAUGCUCGGAAACUAACAUUACAGUAAUAUUAAAUGCUUGAAGUCGAAGAAAAGAAUUACAUUAGCUCAGAAACAUAACUGAAUGCUUGAACACUUCCCAUUCAUGCGUAGAAAAUGGACUAAAAUAAGAGCGGUACUUUAGUCAAAAGAGUAAUUUUAAAUGCGUGAAGAAGAAAAUGCUCUGAAACUUCUAUGAAUGCUCGAAAACCUCCCAUGAUUAAAAUGGAAUAAGAACAAGAGCUACACUUCAGUCCGCCUGUGACCCCCAAGGUGCGGACAGCCAUGAGGGGCAGCUCGUACGGCCAUCUCACCCCCGGCCAUGGUGGAGGGGGUGUGGGGGGUGUUGGGGGUCAGCUGGGCCUGGCGGGCGGGUGGCUGCUGCGAGUGUCCCGAGUCAUCCCAGCGGUCCUCGUCAUCCUCGUCUUUGCUUCGCUCUGUGCUCAUUACUUCUUGUCUAAGGCUGUGGGUGACUCGGUGCUGGGUCAUGAGCGCCACCUCCUGCUUGACCCCCACGACCCCCUGAGUGACCUGUCGGGCCUCAAGUGUGACAGUGCCAAGGCCAGAGUACAGGAGCUGCUCUCUAUCAAAGCGUCGGUUCUGAACGAGCUGCGUGAUCUUGAGCAGCAUCGGCAGCAGCUGCAGGAGAACAUCGCCUCAGCCACUGCCCGUAUUGAAAACCUGCGGCAGGAGGAAGGGCGCGUCAAGACCGAGCUGGAGAGGCUGAAGACUAGCGUGGAGCAGGCCUUACUAGCGCAGCAGGAGGUGUUUGAAAAGAACAUGCCGCAGAUCUCAGCACCCCGCCGCAUCACAGCCUCCAGCCUCGACAGCGUGGCCCUGCCUAUGCCGCCGCCCCAGGCCGUGGCACAGUGCCGCAUGCAUAACUGCUUCGACUACUCCCGCUGCUCGCUGCUCUCAAACUUCCCCGUCUACAACUAUGACAUGGAGCAGUUCAGGAUCGCCUCCAAUGACCUCGAGGCCUUUGUCAAGAUUACGGUGAAGCAGGCGCUCGGGUAUAAUGCACAGGUGACGUCUGACCCCACGGAGGCAUGUGUGUUCGUGGCGCUGCUUGGGGAGGGUGUCGGUGGCGCCCCAGACCGCGUCAACCUGGAGGAGAGCCUGCACAGCCUGCCCUACUGGGGGGGUGACGGACGGAACCACAUCCUGCUCAACCUGGGCCGCACCUUCUACAGCAAGAACAUGUUUGAGGGCGUCAACACCGGCCGUGCCAUCAUCGUCCAGUCACACUUUGACGCCCGCACCUUCAGGCCGGGGUUUGAUCUGGUCACCCCGCCACUCUUGGGCCUCCCUGGCGGUGACCUCUGGAAGAACCUCCCACCUGUCGUCCCAGCCAAGCGGAGGUACCUGUUGUCCUUCCAAGGGGAGCUACCGCGGCUGAGGAGCUACCUGGAGAAGGGACAUCAGCCACCCCCGACUAGCCCCAGACUGAGGGAGGAGAUGGCGGUGGUGGAGGAGCUGGGCCGCCUGGAGAGCACGCACACAGAUGACCACUUCCUCCUCCACUUCACAUGUCGCGGCAGUGGCGGCUACGGCGACCUGGAGGAGUGGCGGAUGUGUGACACGGAGAGCAUGCGGACACAGGUGCUGCGCGAGUCCACCUUCUCCCUGGUCCUGGCCCCUCCAGCGCCCGUGGAGGUCAGCACCGUCACCCUGCAGGCCAGAAUAUACGAGGCGCUGAAGUACGGGUCGGUUCCGGUCAUCCUUGGAAAUCACGUCGAACUCCCGCUCUCGGAGACGAUAGACUGGCGCAAGCUGGCCCUCCUCCUCCCCAAGGCCAGGGUCACCGAGGUCCACUUCCUCCUGCGCUCGCUCUCGGAUGCUGACAUUCUGUUUAUGCGGCGGCAAGGACGGCUGGUAUGGGAGAGGUUCCUCGGCUCCACGCAGGUGUUGGUGGACUCCAUCUUGGCUACACUGCGGGAACGCCUCAACAUCCCGCCCAUCCCGGCCCCUGAACACCCCUCAAACAGCGUCUUCAAUGACUCCUUUGUGCCACUCAAGACCGACGCCAACAUCCUCGACCCAGACACCGACGAGAACCUUGGACCCAUUGAGCCGCCCUUCCCCUCCAUCGUCUUCAGCCGUAACUACACCGUGUCACUCCUCACCGGCUACGAGCAGUGGAAUGUCUGGGGCGACCCGUUCUACCUCUACCCCAGUCUGCCCUCCAGCCCCCUGCUACCCACCGAGGCAAAGUUCUCGGGGUCCAAGCUUGGGUUCCGUCCCAUCAAUAGUGGCUCCGGGGGCUCUGGGAAGGAGUUCAGCGAGAGUCUUGGAGGGAAUUCGCCACGGGAGCAGUUCACGAUUGUUAUGUUGACGUACGAGAGGGAGCAGGUGCUGCUCAACUCCCUGGCUCGUCUCUAUGGGCUUCCUUACCUCAACAAAGUCAUCGUGGUGUGGAACUCGCCCAAGCCACCCCCGGAGGACCUGCGCUGGCCGGACAUCAAAGUGCCCAUCCAUGUGAUCCGGGCGGAGAGGAACAGCCUCAACAACCGCUUCCUGCCCUACUCGGAGAUAGAGACGGAGGCGGUGCUCUCGGUGGACGAUGACGCUCACCUCCGCCAUGACGAGAUUGUGUUCGGGUUCAGGGUUUGGCGCGAGGAGAGGGACCGCAUCGUUGGCUUCCCCGGGAGGUACCAUGCCUGGGACCUCAACUAUGGGGGGUGGCUUUACAACAGCAACUACUCCUGUGAACUGUCCAUGGUACUGACGGGUGCGGCGUUUUUCCACAAGUACUACGCCAGCAUGUACUCCCACGUCAUGCCCCAGGCCAUCCGCGACAAGGUGGAUGAGUACGUCAACUGCGAGGAUAUUGCCAUGAACUUCCUUGUCUCGCACAUCACCCGCAAGCCUCCCGUCAAGGUCACCUCCCGCUGGACAUUCCGUUGCCCCGGCUGCCCCGUCUCCCUUUCCGAGGAUGACUCACACUUCACGGAGCGGCACAAAUGCAUCAACUUUUUUACUCAGGUGUAUGGCUACAACCCGCUGCUAAACACACAAUAUCGCGUCGACUCGGUGCUCUUCAAGACGCGGCUGCCACACGACAAACAGAAGUGCUUCAAGUUCAUAUGAGGCGUUAGAUCCACCGAGGACGAGUGCGACUACGGACUGAGGUGACGCUAAGGCUCUCAUGUUUGUCUGGGGCGUAGCCAAGAGGGUAGUUCGAGGGUGUUGUGGGUAGUAGAACAGCACCUUAAAAGUCUUGGGUUAUGGACGAGUCAAUUCAUAGUGUCGGUGUUGCAUUUUGAGUCCUGGUUUAUGGGUAGUGUUUUGGGGUGCGGCUGAGAAUGCAGUAUCGUAACUUUUUAUUUUGUUAUUUUUUUUUAGUGAAGGAAACAGCUGAAGGGCAAAAAAAAGAAAACAAUAAUAAAAAAACCCUGCAAAUCACUCAUAUAAAAAGAGUUGAGAGGAGUGGCCAAUAGAGAGGUCAGUUUCGGGAGGAGAGGUGUCCUGAUACGCUCCUCUUGGGAUAUGGCCGAGUGUAUUGUUAUCUAAUUAUGUACCAACCAAGAGGGAGGUUUUUAAGAAGCAAUCAAAGGGUAGCACUAAGAGAGUAGAGGACAAUGUGGCUCGGAAAAGAGAGACAGAAAAAAGAAAACAGCCAGAGUAGCGUUUUUUAAGGGGCA
Eriocheir sinensis (Chinese mitten crab) is the source of this 4515-nucleotide messenger RNA. It is a transcript of the gene botv, whose product is annotated as exostosin-3-like. The record is from RefSeq and is a predicted model, not a curated record. Bases 1157 to 3961 code for a protein of 934 amino acids. Gene Ontology annotation, molecular function: glycosyltransferase activity. The transcript has 14 exons. Lineage: Eukaryota; Metazoa; Arthropoda; Malacostraca; Decapoda; Varunidae. Gene Ontology annotation, cellular component: membrane.